Molecule: messenger RNA, 1235 nt
Organism: Dicrocoelium dendriticum
Lineage: Eukaryota; Metazoa; Platyhelminthes; Trematoda; Plagiorchiida; Dicrocoeliidae
Source: the annotation of a GenBank genome assembly
AUGUUACCUGGAAGAUCGGGUGAGCUGGUGGUUUGCUCCCUUCUUCGUCAAUUUAUCGCACUGACGAAAUCGAAGAUCGACAAGGCACUCAACGAUAGACAAGAGAACAAUCUACUCAAGUGCAUGCAACUGUCCGAGGACGUUGCCUACGAACAGUUACUCGACGCCCUUUAUGCCUCUGCCGAGUUCGCACUUCCCUCCCUAUUACGCAUUUUCCUCCAAUGGUAUCACUCACAACAUUCAACCGGAACACAGUAUUCCGUUCAUCGGAGGCGCUGUCAAUCUAGUGGGGCACAAACAUACCUGGCGGAUUCCAUGACAAGUAGCUAUUUUUCUGGUUCAGCAGAUAAGGAAAACCAACGUUCUAUCGAUGUCCCUGCAGUUACACCGUUGCCCACAGGGAGGCCAGAUAAAAUGGUGAAAAGUGUUUGUGAAAUGAGUAGUGUUUUGAGAUCGAUCUGUUUGACCUCUUCGGAGGCCCGUACACUUGCGGAGCGUCGUGAUCUGGCUAUUGACAUAAUAUUUUGUCAAGUUCUACUGUCCAUAUUGCGUCAACUUUCUUAUCACCCUGGACACAACGAAGAAAUUGAACUCGUACUUGAACAGUCCUUUAAAAGGUUCAAAUAUCGUGAGGAUCUUCUCUCACAGAACACGGAGAACGUCAACAUCGUAGCUGACCUGUAUGCUGAAAUUGUGGGCCUCCUGUCACAAACCAGAUUUCCCCUAGUACGCUGCCGAUUUAUGCGGUGUCUAAAUGAAUUGCGAUCCAAGGAGAACAGCCCAAACGUCCGUCAAAGUAUCAUUUCCCUCAUAAUGGGGAUGAAAUUCUUUCGUGUGAAGAUGCACCCCAUUGAAGAUUUUGUCAGUUGUUUCGUAUUCUUACAAGAACUCGGACAAUACUUCCUGGAAGCCAAGGAGCCGGAGAUAAAACACGUCAUCUCCGAUCUGUUCGUGGAAAUUUUGUUGCCUGUGGCUGCCGUCGCCAGACAAGAAGUCAACAUCCCUGCACUGAAGCAAUUUGUAGAAAAUCUUUACCCCACCAGCGUUGAUUUGGUGAACAAAAAGAAGCAUAUUCCGGCUUUGUUUCCAUUGGUUACCUGUCUUCUUUGCGUGGGAACUAAAUCGUUUUUUCUCAACAACUGGACCAAUUUUCUGACCAUUUGUCUAAGUCACUUGAAAAAUCGGAACCCGAAAAUCGCUCUUGUCAGCCUGCAAUCACUUUCAUGUCUACUUUG